CAUCGCAGCUACAAAUACAUGCGCAUGCGCACUACAGCCAAUUAGCACAGGAGAGCAGCGGCGUGUGUGUGCGGCUGGACGGUGAGCCGUGCAAUGUCUACCGAUGGGGAUUACACCCGGCGGAGGAGGAAUACUCAUGACGCGUUCGACUUCCCUCGUGAAUUUGAUCAUCGUACUGAAGGGCAGCACAGACGGGGGUCCCUCUGUGACAGAAAUUGCACUGUGAAUAUUCAGCAUGAUUUGGUGGAAACCCAUUCUGGUUCUCAUCAGCAUAGUCUGCUUACACCAAGACUGUUGCCUGGAUCCUCCACCCCAUCCUCUUGUCCUCAUCAUACAGGGGAGGUUCUGCCUUGUGAUGUCUGUCUUAUUAAAACCACAAUAACUGCUGAGAAUGAGGUGGAAGCCCUUAAAUUGUCUAAUAACUAUAAGUUUGGCUUUAAAAAAUGGAAAAGCCACAUAACGGAACGCCCUUGGGAAGAUCGAUCUGAAAUAGUAAAAGAACUCUACUCUGACCUGAACGUGGUGAAAACUACAGUCACCUCGCAAGUGAGCAUUGGCAACAUACUUUAUGUGCUUCUCUUUGGAUGGUGGAUUGCUCUGUUUUACUUCCUGGUAUCUGUCCUUAUGUUUCUCUCUAUACUAGGAUACUCAUAUGGUGUGCUUUGUUGGAGGCUUGCAGGAUUCUUUAUUUGGCCGUUUGGAAAAGUGAUCCUGGCGAGUGGCAUAUCAUCUAACAGAAAAUGCUGUGUGAGAUUCGAAAAGUGUGAAGCUAUACCAGAGGUGGAUGAGUUGGAGAAAACUCCCCUCUUAGAGAAAUGUAAAAGGAUCAAUUCAGAUGUACCGAGUCUUGAGGUCCGCUACUGGUGGCGAAUCAGCACUUAUGUGUGGCUCUUGGUAGGAUUUCCAUUGCUUGCAGUAGUCCAUGGGUUGGCAUGCUUAAUCUCUUGGCUUCUAGUCAUCUUCAUCCCAAUCUCCAAGAUGAAUGCCCGGAUUCUAUCUAAGGUUUUGUUAAUGCCUCCAGAACACGUACACAUCCGAUGGACAAGAAAGGUAGAAGAUAGCCAUCAUGCCGAAGUCAUUCUCUGUUGCUAUCAUGCCAUUAAUGUAUAUUACUACAAGUAUACUGUGGAUGGACUCAAUGUAUUUUCAGUUAACUUGAUUGUGUUGGUGAUUGUGUCACUGGUUCUUGGAUAUGUUGACAUCCACAAUUAUUACUCCAGUUCGCCUGUGAAAUUUACUCUCUCGCUGCUAUCCAUAAUGCCGCUUUCCUACUAUAUUGGAAUGGCAAUUGCAAGUAUAUCUGCUCAGAGCAACUUUGCACUGGGAGCUGUGGUGAAUGCUACAUUUGGCUCAAUCAUUGAACUGACUUUCUACAUUACUGCACUGAUUAAGGGUACACGAGAAGAUAACAAGUGCUAUGAAGAGGUGGUAAAGUCUGCUCUGACUGGCACAUUGCUGGGGUGUGUCCUCUUUGUUCCUGGCUUGUGCAUGAUCAUUGGGGGAAUAAAGCACCAGGAACAGAGAUUUAAUAGUAGGUCAGCUGGAGUAGGCUCUGCAUUGCUGUUCAUUUCAGUAGGAGGUGUAUUUGCUCCUACACUGUUCUCCAAAGUAUAUGGAAAGAUGCUCUGUGGAGACUGUAUAAACUUUGGACUAAAUGCCACAAACAAGUUUAUCUGUCAGAACUGCCACACGGAGUUGACAGGACAGAAUGACACAUUAUUAUAUAGUGAUGUAAGACCCUUGGUGUACACAGUGUGCAUUUUGCUGCCUGCUGCUUAUGUCAUAGGACUUAUCUUCACACUAAAGACCCAUUCUCAUAUUUAUGAUAUUCACAUCAGUGACUGCCAUGUGCCUGGCCACCAUCAUAGCCCUGUUGUUCACUGGUCCCGUUGCCGGGCAGUGGUCAUUCUCAUUGGCUCUACUUUAUUAAUGGCGGCGUGUGCAGAUCUAGCCACUGAGCAUAUCAGUCCUAUUCUUAAAGAAACCACAGUGUCACAGUAUUUUAUUGGAGUGACUGUUUUAGCAAUGAUCCCUGAGCUCCCUGAACUUAUUAAUGGGAUUCAGUUUGCACUACUAAACAACCUGAGUCUAAGCAUCGAGAUUGGAACUUGCAUUGCGGUUCAGGUGUGCAUGUUGCAGAUACCCAUACUGGUACUAUUCUCUGUGUUUUAUCCAACAGGCUUCACUCUGAUAUUCAGUGACCUUCACCUUUGGGCCAGCAUGUUCAGUGUGAUUCUGAUGAACUACAUCUUCAUGGAUGGGAAGUGUGAUUACUUUCAGGGCACUGCCCUGGUCAUGGUUUACUUCAUACUGCUGGCCAUGUAUUUCUUUGCUCCAUCUCCUAGUGGCUGCUGAUGAUGUUUUGACCACAUGAGAACUUGAGAAAAGUGCCUGGACAUUUUCAUGACUAAUGACUGGACCAAUUUCAAUAUAUUUAAGCUGCAGCCAUGUCUGAAGAAACCAUGUAUUUUCUGGUGGAGUUUUUCUAGCCACAGUGUUAAAAAAAAAAAAAAAUCCACACUACUUUCUCCACGCUUUCUUGGUGAUGUCCAUACAUCAAUGUAUCUGUAUUAAGCAAGACUUCAGAAUGGCAGUUCUACCACUCAUCACUUCAUGCAUUACGGUCUUCUCUGAGACCAACUUAUCUUAUUUAUAGAAAUCUAUAUACAGACGCAGAAUAAAGAUUCAGUCAUUUUGUGUAUAUCUGUUGCAGAAUACGAAAAUUGCGGUUGACUAGCCUGUCAUAGGAAUUUAAACAAACCUUAUCUUUAGAAGCAGGCAGGCACUUGUUAAAUCGGCACACGCUGACUGACAUUUAAACUGAGAACUACAGGAUACCUGCAUUAGAAAAAUCACGUGGUACUAGGUGACCAUUUGUCUGUGCCAUUGUCCUUUUUUGGGCCUGAGGGGAGAGGCAGUUUCACCAGCCCUCUGCAGUAAAAAAGGGUCUAAUUUAUUUUUAUAGAUCAAAAGAAAUUGUGAUUGUUUCCAUAGCAACCACACAUAUAUGCCGUCUGAGAAAGCGGCUUCAGUAGUACAGAGAUGUUUCACAGAUGGAAAGUGAAGUCAAAAGUUGUGGAGGAAUAAUUUAGAAAUAAUUUAAUGACGCAGUUAACCUUAGGUUUCCAUACUGGACAUGUCAUUGGGGGCUUUGCCUGGUUCUAAAUUAUAAUUCCACUGUUAGUGAACAGAAAACACUUUUUAGGUCUUGUGUCCUUUUUAAUAACUAUACUAUUGCUUGAUGUAGAAGAUGCAGUCUAUAUAAUUGUGUUUUUGUACUCUAAUAAUAAAGUAAACUGAAUAAUCAUUGGUGGCACUGUAAAUACAGUAUUUGAUAUUAAAGGGCCAUUUCUGGAAA
Messenger RNA from Rana temporaria (common frog), 3358 nucleotides. RefSeq names its product low affinity vacuolar monovalent cation/H(+) antiporter-like. The transcript is spliced from 20 exons. Gene Ontology annotation, biological process: intracellular calcium ion homeostasis; calcium ion transmembrane transport. Gene Ontology annotation, cellular component: membrane; endomembrane system. Gene Ontology annotation, molecular function: calcium:proton antiporter activity. The record is from RefSeq and is a predicted model, not a curated record. The coding region runs from base 94 to 2355 and encodes 753 amino acids. Lineage: Eukaryota; Metazoa; Chordata; Amphibia; Anura; Ranidae.